CCGUCCCGCGUCAGUGGCCAUGUCGGAUCCACCCACCCACCACCAACACCAGUAGGUGCCCAAUAGCUGCUGCUGCUCGGCGACUUUCGUUUCGGCGGCGGCGGAGGGAGGCGGCAUGAAGAACUUCUUCAGGAAGCUCCACAUCGGGGAGGGGUCCGGGGACGGCGCGUCGUCGCCCGCCCCGCCGCUCCCCCGCAAGGGGAGCGGCGCAGGAGGAGGUGGAGGCGGAGGCGCGGCUCACCAUACCCUCCCCGAGCAGCGGCAGCAGCAGCCGCCCUCGGUGGUGUCCAGCUGGCUCGACUCCGUCCCGACGCGGCCCCCGCCCCCGACGCCCCCGCCCCCCGCGGAGGCGGAGGGGUCGGCGUCCGCGUCGCCGGGUGGGGAGGAUAGGCGGCCAUCGGGGCCGGUGGGCGAGAGGAGGCGCGCGCAGGAGGAGGGAAUGGAGCGGAGGCUCUCGCAGGAGGAGGAGGCGCUGAGGGAGCGGCGGCGAUCGCGGGAGGAGCACGCGGUGGAGGAGCGGGUCAUCAGGGAGUCGUCGGAGGCGGAGGAGAGGAAGCGGGAGAGGGAGAAGGAGGAGGACGACCUCGAGGAGUUCCAGCUGCAGCUCGUGCUGGAGAUGAGCGCCCGGGACAACCCCGAGGAAAUGGAGAUCGAGGUCGCCAAGCAGAUGAGCCUGGGCUUCCGCCGCCCCGCGAGCUCCCUCGCCGAGGUCAUCGCGGCCCGAUACUGGAAUUUCAACGCCCUUGGCUAUGAUGACAAAAUAACAGAUGGCUUUUAUGAUCUCUACGUCAUUGGGAAUGGGCCGGCAUCAAUAAACAUGCCCUCUCUGAGUGAACUGCGAGCACAGCCAGUUUCACAUAAUAGUGUCAACUGGGAAACUGUAUUGGUUCACAGAGGUGAAGAUCCUGAGCUUAUGAAACUUGAGCAGAAGGCCUCAAUCAUUGCUGUUGAACUUCGAUCGAGAAAUUCAGAAUUUGUUGGCAAUGUUUUGAUUCAGAAACUUGCUAAUUUAGUUUCUAACCACAUGGGUGGACUAAUAUUUGAUCCUGAGAACACGUCAAGAAAAUACCAGAAUAUGAUCAGAUCCCUGAGAGCACGUAUUGGAAGUGUAGUUGUGCCUCUUGGCCAAUUAAAAACUGGUCUAGCUCGUCAUCGCGCGCUGCUAUUUAAGGUUUUGGCUGAUAGCCUUCAUAUCCCUUGUCGACUCCUGAAAGGAAGGCAGUACACUGGAUCGGAUGAUGGAGCUUUGAACAUUGUGAAAUAUGACGAUGGAAGGGAGUUCAUCGUUGAUCUCGUGACAGAUCCUGGCACAGUUAUUCCUUCAGAGGGUGCUGUUUUGUCUACAGAAUUUGAAGACAGUUCCUACUCAGAUAAUCAUCAGUUAAGCAAAGCUGAUACGGCCAAUCACUUGGGAUCUUCUCACAGUGGAGUCUCAAAUUCUGCAUGUGAUUCCUUUGAGUAUGAGCUACUUGACAGAAGAUCGACAUCAAGCAACGUUGGUCCUUCUGAUACAGAUGGAGCUGCGACUAGUCAAACAAGAAAUCAACAAAAUACGAUAAGUUCUUUUGAAAAUUUAUCGGUUAGCACAUUCCCAAGUGAAAAUAAACCUGUUAUCAAUGAAAGUAGAGGCACAGAAGAAGCGGUGGCACCAAAGAACAAAGAAAAACCAGUUGGUGCAAAUAAUUCUCUGUCAAGUUCACCUUCUUCCCCAGAAGUGGGCAGCACUACGGGUUUCCGGAGGAUGAAAGUAAAGGAUAUCUCAGAGUACAUGAUUCAUGCUGCCAGGGAAAAUCCACAGUUAGCGCGGAAAAUCCAUGAGGUCUUACUUGAAAAUGGAGUAGUGGCACCGCCUGACUUGUUUUCAGAAGAUUCAAUGGAGGAGCCAAAGGAUCUAAUUGUGUGUGAUGCCACCCUAUUUCAAAGCAAGGAUGAAAUGAAAAGGAGAAUGAAUGAGGUUGGAUCAAGGGAAUAUGCUGAUCGUGGUCAUGGCCCAUCACCGUCUCAUCGUCCUGGGCAUGAACUCCAAUCAAAAGUUGUACCUCACCGGGCACUUCUGGACUCACUUAAACCUAUCGAGGGUUUGGGUAUAUACCACCAUCCGGAUAUCCGUGAUAACACAUCUCCCUAUUUUUCUCAUUAUGAACCUUCGGCACCUCCCCAGGAAACUCCGUCACAGCUCUCAAAGCAAUUGCCUGUCACGGCCGCUGCUGUUGCAACUGCUGCAGUGGUAGCGUCUUCGAUGGUUGUCGCAGCCGCAAAAUCUAACAGUGAUAUGAAAUUUGAUGUGCCCGUUGCAGCUGCAGCCACCGUUACCGCAGCUGCAGUUGUUGCAACAACUGCUGCUGUUAGCAAGCAAUAUGAACACUCGGAGCCUGGUAAUCAGCUACUUAGUUUACCAAGCACAUCUGAACGAAAUGAAUCGGUUGAGAAAGCUGCAGAUGACUUUUGGGAUAAACAGCACACUGAAAUUGGUCAUGGCCAAGAUAAUGCUCUAGAUCAAGAAAGGGAUCCUGCCGAAGUUCCUCGGGAAGCUGAAAGAACCUCAGAUAAAUCAAGCGGGACAGAAAGUGCAAAAUCUGAAGUUACUCUAGACGAUGUUGCAGAGUUUGAGAUGCAGUUGGAAGAAAUUGCAAUCGGGGAACGGAUUGGCCUUGGAUCAUUUGGAGAAGUUUAUAGAGGUGAAUGGCAUGGAACAGAAGUUGCAGUCAAGAAGUUUUUGCAACAAGAUAUUUCGAGCGAUGCUCUGGAUGAAUUUAAAGCUGAGGUGCGAAUAAUGAAGCGGUUACGUCAUCCUAAUGUUGUUCUUUUCAUGGGUGCUAUCACUCGGGUGCCUAAUCUUUCCAUUGUCACCGAAUUUCUUCCAAGAGGUAGCUUGUUCCGGUUGAUUCAUCGACCUAACAACCUGUUGGAUGAAAAGAGGCGGUUAAGAAUGGCACUUGAUGUGGCACGAGGUAUGAAUUAUCUGCAUAAUUGCACACCAGUUAUAGUCCAUAGAGACCUGAAAUCUCCAAAUCUACUGGUUGACAAGAACUGGGUUGUGAAGGUUUGUGAUUUUGGCCUAUCAAGAAUGAAGAACAAUACCUUCCUAUCAUCAAGAUCAACAGCUGGAACAGCGGAGUGGAUGGCACCUGAAGUUUUACGUAAUGAACCAUCAGAUGAGAAAUGCGAUGUCUUUAGUUACGGUGUCAUACUGUGGGAACUUUGUACGCUACAGCAGCCUUGGGAAGGUAUGAACGCAAUGCAAGUCGUUGGAGCAGUUGGGUUUCAGAGUCGCCGCCUUGAUAUUCCAGACAACGUCGACCCCGCCGUAGCAGAGAUCAUAACAAGAUGCUGGCAGACGGACCCAAGGGCGCGGCCUUCAUUCGCGGAGAUCAUGGCUGCAUUAAAACCAUUACUGAAACCCUUGCCCGCGAGCCAAGCACCAAGGCAGAGAGUACAGCAAACAGACGGGUAAAAGUGAAACGAAGAUGAGCAGCUGCCCGGCGUCCAUACCUACAGGAAUUGUUUUUUUGUACAGCUACACCAAAUGCGUGUGCAGAGUAAAGAGCGUGCGUGAUGUUGGUCCGUUUGCUUUCCUGUAAAGAUGUAAGUUCGUCCCAACAGUGGCAUGAGCCGUAUUAAGCCCGCCUGUCAUCGAUCCAUUCACGAAGACGGACACUGUCAGACCAUGUAACAGUUGAACAAGGAACUGACGUGGCGGUUGGAACAGGGGGCUUUGCUCAUACCAUCUCUCCUCUCCUCCCCUCCAUUUCCCUCUUGUGUUUCCACCAAAUGGUGGCUAUAUGUGCCAACACAUGUAAUGUAAUGCUGUCAGGUGUCAGUCAGAACCAAAAGGAAGAAAAAGAUGAAAAGCUUGUUCAGUUUGUGAUC
This is a messenger RNA of Triticum dicoccoides, 3870 nucleotides long. Its product is annotated as probable serine/threonine-protein kinase SIS8. Gene Ontology annotation, molecular function: protein serine/threonine kinase activity; ATP binding. The record is from RefSeq and is a predicted model, not a curated record. The transcript has 13 exons. NCBI's taxonomy places the organism in Eukaryota, Viridiplantae, Streptophyta, Magnoliopsida, Poales, Poaceae. Gene Ontology annotation, biological process: protein phosphorylation. Bases 116 to 3454 code for a protein of 1112 amino acids.